CAAAAGAGUAACAAGAGUUGUCCUUUCAUUGUUGUUGUUCUAUGAAUGACAUUUCUCUUUUUUAAUGAAGUUUAAUUUUGGGGUUACAUUAUUAUACAUUUUAAGCGCUGCUUAUAAAUUAAUUUAUAAAGUUUUAUUUGAAAUCAUGACGAGAACCAACAUAGAACUAGGUAAUGUCACCCCUCACAACAUCAAACAACUAAAGCAAUUAAAUAGUGUUGUUUUCCCGGUUUCUUACAAUGAUAAAUUUUACAAGGAUGUCCUCGAAGCAGGAGAACUAGCUAAGUUAGCAUAUUACAAUGAUAUAGUUGUUGGAGCAGUUUGCUGUCGAAUCGAUACUUCUGAAAAAACUCGUAGACUUUACAUUAUGACUUUGGGCUGCCUGUACCCUUAUAGAAGAUUAGGUAUAGGAACUAUGAUGGUUCAACAUGUUUUGAAAUAUGUGGAAGAAGAUGGUAACUUCGACAGUAUAUUUCUACAUGUACAAGUGAACAACGAAGGGGCAAUAGAUUUUUACAAGAAAUUUGGAUUUGAGGUUGUUGAAACCAAAGAACAUUAUUACAAAAGAAUUGAACCAGCUGAUGCUCAUGUAUUGCAGAAAACCUUGCGUAAAAAUGGUCAAAUCAAUGGAAAUCUUUGAAAUGUAAUUUCAAAUUAACAUUAUUUUAAUUUGUUAUAUUGAUGAAUUUGUUGCAGUAUUUUCUAACUUUUGUAAAAUAAAAAUAAUAGUUUCUGAAAA
Messenger RNA from Coccinella septempunctata (seven-spotted ladybird), 739 nucleotides. RefSeq names its product probable N-acetyltransferase san (gene san). Lineage: Eukaryota; Metazoa; Arthropoda; Insecta; Coleoptera; Coccinellidae. The transcript is spliced from 3 exons. The record is from RefSeq and is a predicted model, not a curated record. Gene Ontology annotation, molecular function: acyltransferase activity, transferring groups other than amino-acyl groups. Gene Ontology annotation, biological process: mitotic sister chromatid cohesion. Bases 65 to 640 code for a protein of 191 amino acids. Gene Ontology annotation, cellular component: NatA complex.